Molecule: messenger RNA, 4715 nt
Organism: Mercenaria mercenaria
Lineage: Eukaryota; Metazoa; Mollusca; Bivalvia; Venerida; Veneridae
Exons: 7
Coding region: 692-1852 (386 amino acids)
Source: RefSeq, a predicted model, not a curated record
CAUAUAAAGUAAGCUUUCAUAUAGCGCUGCAUUCAUAAUUAAAUGUUGCAGUAACCUGUUAAUACACAUAAACUUAUUCAACUUGUUCAAUGUAUUUUUACAUAAACUACAUGAUGUAAUUGUUCAUGUUUUUAAACAUGUAAUUGGAUCUAGUAUACCUUUAAUCUUGAAAUCUUUUUUAAGUGAUUUGUAUGCAUGUACCUGCAGUUCAAGCUAAGUAUGUUUGUAUGUGUUGUGUAUCUGUUUUCAUAAUGAUGCCAAUAAAAUCACCUUUAUAUGGAAUGAAAAAAAAAUGAGAAUGGAAUAUUAUCUGCAAUCGACACAUGCACAUGUACACUAUUCUUGGUUAAACGAUAAACAGAGACAGAAAAUAGUGGCUUGUACCUGUGGCUUAAUUUCAUUAGGUAAUAUUAUAUUCAGAAAUGGUCUAUGGCAAAGUGACUUGUCUUUAUUGAAUAUGAGCUGUGGCAGAUAAAAUUUUAUAGUUUUUGUAACAGUACGUUUAUCUGCAAUAUUGUAUUCGACUCAGUGGAUUUUACCAGGCCUGAAUAUCCCACGAGACGUUUGCACCGAGUUUGAUUAUGCGAGGGCCAGAUCAAGGUCACAUUCUGAAAAUAACAGGAUUUCGUGUCAUAAAGUUACACAUUCCGCUAAAAGAUAACUGUUGGAAGAAGUGUCCGCCUGAAAAAAAAUGCAUCUGAGAAAACUUCGAUAUAUAAAAGGAAUUAUCAACAGAAAGGUAUUGCUGACAGGCUUGUUGAUGGCACUUUUUAUGUACUUCGGCAAGAAUUUGAGUGAAAAUAUGGGACAAGAAACACGAGGCAGUGGUGAAAUAAAGGAACAUUUUCCAGACAGUAGAAACGCAGUUCAUACUAUCCUAACUCGAAGAAAAUCUUCAACACCGAAAUCUGGAGUGAAACAAUACGUGAAAAUAAAAAUCGACAAACAUGGAUGUGAAAACUGGUUUGAAGACACAUUCGAGGAAAAUUUAGAUGUAAUUUUGAAAUAUCCUCGAGGAAUAUAUAGUAAAUACCUUGAAAAUCUUGGUGGCUAUCUUACGCAACCAAAAACGAUAAUGACGUCAUUUCCGGUGAUAGUUACAGCGGCUAGUUCCAGCUUUUACAUGGUUUCACAAGGCUUAUUGAAAUCUUUACACCAAAUUUUGCUACCAAGAUAUAAACAGAUCAAAAUCGUAUAUUAUGACUUGGGACUUACAGAGAUCCAAUAUGAGGAGCUGGUGAAAUAUUGCAAGUGCGAAGUAAGGAAAUUUCCAUUUAAGAAAUUUCCACAACAUAUACGGCAGUUACAGUUAUACACCUGGAAACCUCUAAUUGUUAAGAUGCUUCUUAUGGAAUUUGGAUGGGUUUGGUGGAUGGACAGCUCUGUCCGAUUCAUUACCAACGACCUUGACCGAGCUUUGAAGUACAGCAAAGACAACUCCUUCUUGUUUUUAACUUAUGGCGUUUCAUUAUCAGUGGCGAAACAAACAGCUAGACAAACUAUGGAAUACCUUUCUGAAGACCCGUGUAAAUUCCGUCAUUUUGGAGAAAUAGAGGCCACUUUUAUGUUGUUCCAUUUUGAUCGCGUCACAAAUAUACUAAUUGACCAAUGGGCAUCUUGCGCCAUUAACAAGGAGUGCAUGGCACCAUCUGGUGCCAACAUGUUGUUACAUUGUAACAUUACAGUCGAAUCAGAUGGCAGAUGUCACAGAUACGACCAAUCUGUGAUCAGUAUAUUCUUAAGAAGGUUAUAUCAUGACCAAAAUGAUUACCCAUUGGUUGACGUGCCAUUCCAUAUUCAUGAAAUCAUUAGAGGUGAUGAAGUGUCUUACUUUCAGAGUAAGUUGGUUUAAGAUAAAAGCAGAGUUGUUUGGUUAAGUCCGUUUAUGGAACAACGUACUUUUAAAUAAUACUUUGGCUUGAAAAUCAGCGUAGCACUAUACGUUGUACUGACUUGAAUCAUAAUCGAGGAAAAGUUCUGCUAUAAACAAUUAUCAUGAACAAGAAUGCGCAAGGUUUAGAUAUAAACCUUAAUUGUAACUGCAAAACUUAUAAUUAUAGAAAUAUAUAUCAAUAAGGGAUCUCUCCCAUAUCCAAACACCGCUAUGUGUAGGCGAGCCGAUCGGAGGUCGUGGGUUCGAGACCUAGUUGGUGACAUUGACAUCAGUACUGGAUUUUCAGAAAGCGAACUCAAGAGGUAUUCAAAUGAUGACCGGACACUUAUUUUCUAAGUUAACUGUCCUGCAUCGCUCACCUGACCUACAUUACUAGAGAUGACUCAGUUUCCGAUUUGACCAAGACUUUACUGAAUCAAACAUGCUGAAAAAUGUUAUGUGUAGAUCUUGACCUACAUUUCAUCAAGAAAACACGUUCUGACCAAGGUUCAUGAAGACCAUAUAGAAAAAUGCGGUUUUUGGUGUCUACAGGAUUUUUUCAAUUAUUUGACCAAAUGACCUAGUUUUAAAAUCUCCGAUUACCCAGUUUUAAAUCGAGCUAGUUUAAAAAAAAAAUCGAGUUUUAUAAAAAUCAUAAAGCAAAUAUCAUCCCUAAAUAUUAUCAAGGAUUUUCAAUCAUUUGACCUGGCGGCUUUCAUUUUGAUCCGAUAUACCUUUGUUUCAAACCCGACAUAGAUUUUAUACAGAUUCUUGCAUAAAAACUACUUUUUUCACUGGAAUCGCCCAUGUAUUAACGGGAGAAAAAAUCGUGUGCAAACAAGGCAAUUCACGUGCUGUUAAUUAAGAAAUAAUAUAUCUCAUCCAGUGAUUUGUCGUUGAAUAAAUCAUUGUUUGGAGUUCAGAUGCGAAGGAAUUAUAUCACGAGGGCGCAGCCCGAGUGAUAUAAUAAUACGCAUCUGAACGACAAACAAUGAUUUAUUAAAGAGCAAAUCACUGGAUGAGAUAUAUUAUUUCGAUUCUAACACGAUAACAAUGAUUUCAAGUACAUCCUUGACGACAUUCAUUAAAUAUUUGCCCGUUUUCAAUCGGUUUCCUUUCUAGCGCGCCGCUAUGCCGUUUGACACCAUGACGUAAUAACUGUGACGCCAGAACAGUGAUUUGUUGUAUUAUAAUUCACUGUUUUCUGCCUUCUUUGUUUAAUAAGAAAAUGUAUCGGAUCAUGCUAGAAUACAUGAUUUUUAAUGCCCCGCCACAAAUGGUGGGGGUUAUGGGAAUGGUCUCCGUCCGUCCUUCCGUCUGUCCGUAACACUUUCGUGUCCGCUCCAUAUCUCCUAAACCCCUUGAAGGAUUUUCAUGAAACUUGGGUCAAAUGAUCACCUUAUCAUAACAAUGUGCAGAACUCACGAGUCAGCCUUGUCGGCUCAAGGUCAAGGUCACAACUCAAGGUCAGAGGUUUGAGCCCUCCAUUUUGUGUCCGCUCUAUAUCUCCUUAACUCCUUGAAGGAUGAUCAUGAAACUUGGGUCAAAUGAUCACCUCAUCAAGACGAUGUGCAGAACCCAUGAGUCAGCCAUGUCGGUUCAAGGUCAAGGUCACAACUCAAGGUCAAAGGUUUGAGCCUUCCAUUUUGUGUCUGCUCUGUAUCUCCUAAACCCCUUGAAGGAUAAUCAUGAAACUUGAGUCAAAUGAUCACCUCAUCAAGACGAUGUGCAGGACUUAUGAGUCUGCCGGCUCAAGGUCAAUGUCACAACUCAAGGUCAAAGGUUUGAGCCUUCCAUUUUGUGUCCGCUCUAUAUCUCUUAAACCCCUUGAAGGAAUUUUAUAAAACUUGGGUCAAAUGAUCACCUCAUCAAAACAAUGUGCAGAAUUUAUGAGUCAGCCAUGCCGGCUCAAGGUCAAGGUCACAACUUAGGGUCAAAAGUUUGAGCCUUUUAUUUGUGUCCACUCUGUAUCUUGUUAACCCCUUGAAGGAUUUUCAUCAAACUUGGGUCAAAUGAUCACCUCAUCAAGAACUCAUGAGUCAGCCAUGUCAACUCGAGGUCAAGGUCAAAAUUCAAGGUCAAAAGUUUGAGCUCUGUAUCUCCUAAACUCCUUGAAGGAUUUUCAUCAAACUUGGGUCAAAUGAUAACCUCAUCAAGACAGUGUGCAGAAUUCAUGAGUCAGCCAUGUCAGUUCAAGGUCAAGGUCACAGCUAAAGGUCAAAGGUUUACCCUUUAACUAUCCAUAGCAGUGGCGGGGGAUUUAGCUGUCUUUCAGACUGCCUUGUUAGUUUUGAAAUGCUUUGUCAGGGAUGUAUAUGUAUUUCUGCGCAGAUUGACAUCUGGUAUCUGCGUCUUGAUUCUUCUAUAACAUUCUCUUCGUGUAGCAUAAAAGAUGCAAUCUAAUCCAUAGUAUGUUUUGCUGUAUCAGUUACCAAAACCAAACGCACUACCCCCAAAAAUGUACGUACUCGCUCCACCCCUUGUUUACAACCCCUUUUAGAAGUCGGAGUCGAUUCAUUUUUUGUUGAUAACCGUGAAUGUAUAAAAACUACGUGUAACUUGCGCAACUGUUUGCCUUUAGGAAUCAUUUUAAUGAUUUUUGUAAGUAUCAGUCGGAAUGCAUUUAUCUAAUUUCGCGAAUAAUUCGGAUAAAACAUUUGAAAGCUUGUCACUACGUUCGUACUCAUCCGUACUCUAAAUGUGUUCGUAAAUAAUUCGAAUGUAAAGUUAUUACUUUUGAAAUUGUGUUCCUGUUUACCAAAUUUUUAAGUGAUAUGUAAAAACUUGUUUGAAAUAAUGACAGAUUUAAAAAUUUGCUUAAAAACCUUCAUUACAUGCUUUU